This is a messenger RNA of Cataglyphis hispanica, 993 nucleotides long. Its product is annotated as THAP domain-containing protein 1-like. The transcript is spliced from 5 exons. Gene Ontology annotation, molecular function: sequence-specific DNA binding. The record is from RefSeq and is a predicted model, not a curated record. Lineage: Eukaryota; Metazoa; Arthropoda; Insecta; Hymenoptera; Formicidae. The coding region runs from base 85 to 867 and encodes 260 amino acids.
UGCACACUGACACAUAUUACAUAGGCAACUAAAACGCUAAAUACAUAAAAGAAACAGAGUAGAAUUGUAUUUAUUUUGUGAAUUAUGGUACGCUCGUGCUGUAUUUGUCAAAAAGAGUACGGUAUGGAAGAAAAUGUGACUUUUCAUAGAAUACCUACAAAACAAGAUUUAAGAUUAAAAUGGUUUACUGCUAUAGGAAAAGAAGUAUCUAAAUAUGCUUCUGUAUGUGAUAAACAUUUUGACAAUGAUGGUAUUAUUUAUACCAGUAUGAUAAAAGGAACUGUACGAAGACGUUUGUGUUCAGAAGCUGUUCCCACUUUGCAUCUUAAGAGAGAAUUGUUAAAAUGUGAUAGUACUAUUAUCGAAAACAAAAAUCUAAACUCUCAAUACCUGACUCAAUAUGAUAAAACAAACAUAGAUAGUAUAACAGUAAGACAAGUAUGUAUGGAUAAAAAGGAUCAUAAGCAAAAAUCCAUUAAUCCUGAGGGUCAUAAGCAAAAUUCCAUUAACUCUAAUGAUGAUCCAAUAUGUGAAAUUUCUGAAAUUGAAAAAUUAUCUGAAAAAAUUAAUAUAGCUAAAAAAAGAAAUAUCGAAACUGAAGAAGAGAACAAUAAAAAACGCUGUCAUGUUCCGAGAUAUGCUGGAGAUUUUUGUCGUGAGGAUUUUGCAUCUGAUCGUAAUUGGCAAAUAUUUUGCAAAUAUUAUAAAGAAACAUCACGAAAGUUAAAAGUCCUUCAAGAAACAGUUAGACGUAGGACUAAAAAAAUAGAAACUUUAAGAGAUUUAGUAAACAAUUUGAAAGAUAACAAACUGAUUUCUGAUGAAAUUGCUACUAUUAUACUUACUGCAAGUAAAAAUUUGAAGUAAUAUGAGUACACAAAAAUAUUUUCCAAAAAAAUAUAAUUGGGAAGUUUAGGUGAAUCAUUCAAUUAACUUAAAAAAAAACUUUCUACAAGAUUUUGGAAAUCUUAAUUAUAUAUAUUUGUAUAUAUU